Molecule: messenger RNA, 450 nt
Organism: Penicillium concentricum
Lineage: Eukaryota; Fungi; Ascomycota; Eurotiomycetes; Eurotiales; Aspergillaceae
Exons: 1
Coding region: 1-450 (149 amino acids)
Source: RefSeq, a predicted model, not a curated record
AUGUGGACGUCCAAUAUAUAUGUUGUGCAGCGACAUGGCAAUACAUUUGAUACUUGUCGCUCGCUUCUUGGAAUCCACCAAAUAACUUCUCACCACCGCCGAAUCGAGUAUGUCGCCUCCGACAUUCAAAAAGUCGGCAAGCUGAAUAGGGUUCGAAUUCCCCAGCCUCCGGAAUUCCAAGGCACCAGCCUGCUCACUUCACAGCACGCGGCCCGUUUGACCCCCAAGUUUCGCAAUCCCACGGCAUCUCUCCGGGUCUCACUCAGAUCCCGCUUAUCACUCACCUUGUGCAUUCUCUGCCUUCUCCCGAUGCUCCUUGGGAAGGCUAAGCAGGGUAUUGUUCCUGUGCAGGAUGCCCAACACGAGCGUGAGCAGAUCGCCCCCGUCUCUUCGAGCCAGUCACACUAUUACCGCCCUCCCGCCCGGACACACCAGGAAUGCGCCGUCUAA